ACGAAAACUGCGUGAACGUUGCAAGCGCUGCCACCAUUAUAAACGAAAGUUAUGUAGAUGAGGCCAACACCGCCAGCUUCACGAACACGGAUUACACAGACGCCGAAAGCACUGCCAGCUUCACAAAUUCGGACUACACAGAUGCCGCAAGCACUGCCAACUUCACGAACACGAACUACGCGGACGUCGUAAGCACGUCCAACUUUGCGAACACGGAUUAUGCGGAUGCCACGAGCACUACCGAUUUUUCAAAUGAAAUCUAUGUGAACUCAUUUCUCAGUCAUGAUCAUCCUAUCACGACUCCGCCGUAUACGCCAAAUGUAAAUUCACCCUCGAAUUGCGGGUUAAACAAUGGAUUUGACUCGCAGUUUGGACCGCAUAAUAAUUGUUUUAUUUCUCAAACGCUGGUGAGUGCAUCCAGCGCACAAACUCAAAAUCCUUAUAUACAUUACGCGACUUCCCCGGAGACUCUUAACACGGAUAGCACAAAUUUCCCCGUCGUACCUUUAAGUCCUCCCGAGUUCGCAUUUAAUGCUUACGACAAUGAUCACGCUUACACGAAUUUAUCCUCAUCUAACACUUUAAUAUACGCAGAUAGAG
Molecule: messenger RNA, 600 nt
Organism: Acaulospora colombiana
Lineage: Eukaryota; Fungi; Glomeromycota; Glomeromycetes; Diversisporales; Acaulosporaceae
Source: the annotation of a GenBank genome assembly